AUGGAUGUACGGCGCAAGCUGUGUCAGCGGCGCGGGCACAAGGAUAGGGAUUGCCCCUCACGUACCGGGCUCGAAAAUGCCCAGAAUCCCUCCGCUCAGGGGAACCGAUCCCCCCAGCAGCGACGCCGAAAGGAAGGCAUGAACGCCAAGGAUCGCCGCAGAGUGCGCAGGCAGCAGGAGCGACAGCAGCAGCAGCAGCGGCAGCUGGGGGAAAUGCGAGAGGAGAUUGAGGAGCUGCGUGAUGUGGCCCGGCAGCUCUACUUGGAGCUGCUGGAUGUCCGCCUCCAGCAAAGCCGGCGGCCUGUCGAGGAGGGUGAGGAUGGAGACGACGAUGGAGAACAGUAUCCAUGA
Molecule: messenger RNA, 351 nt
Organism: Aspergillus udagawae
Lineage: Eukaryota; Fungi; Ascomycota; Eurotiomycetes; Eurotiales; Aspergillaceae
Exons: 3
Coding region: 1-351 (116 amino acids)
Source: RefSeq, a predicted model, not a curated record